UGGGGCGGCGGAGAGUCCCAGCCGGAGCCCGCUGCUCCCUGCAUCCGUGCCCGAGUGGCUGAGAGCCGGAGCCCGCUGCUCCCUGCAUCCGUGCCCGAGUGGCUGAGAGCCGGAGCCCGCUGCUCCCUGCAUCCGUGCCCGAGUGGCUGAGAGCCGGAGCCCGCUGCUCCCUGCAUCCGUGCCCGAGUGGCUGAGAGCCGGAGCCCGCUGCUCCCUGCAUCCGUGCCCGAGUGGCUGAGAGCCGGAGCCCGCUGCUCCCUGCAUCCGUGCCCGAGUGGCUGAGAGCCGGAGCCCGCUGCUCCCUGCAUCCGUGCCCGAGCGGCUGAGAGCCGGAGCCCGCUGCUCCCUGCAUCCGUGCCCGAGCGGCUGAGAGCCGGAGCCCGCUGCUCCCUGCAUCCGUGCCCGAGCGGCUGAGAGCCGGAGCCCGCUGCUCCCUGCAUCCGUGCCCGAGCGGCUGAGAGCCGGAGCCCGCUGCUCCCUGCAUCCGUGCCCGAGUGGCUGAGAGCCGGAGCCCGCUGCUCCCUGCAUCCGUGCCCGAGUGGCUGAGAUCGGAGCCCGCUGCUCCCUCCAUCCGUGCCCGAGUGGCUGAGAGCCGGAACCCGCUGCUCCCUGCAUCUGUGCCCGAGUGAACGGCAGCCGCUAACAGACCGCUCCAGCUCCGGGCACAGGGUCAUGUGGACGGGCACCGGGCAGGGGACACACUGACACAGCCUCCCCGUCCCACAUAGACGGAUCUGACCUCGGGACCCGCUCUGUCUCUGCCUCUGACUCUGCACAGCUGCGCCGCCAACACUGCAACCUCAAAAAGCGGCUGGAAAGCAGCAAACUUCUUGUUUCCAUCUGUCUCAAACAAACGUGUCCGUUUCCUCAUCUUCUGAGCUGGAUGUCCCUUUAUUUUCCUGUCUGGAAGUUUUAAUCAGAAAACGCUGGCGGAGUGGAUUCGGGAGCGAUCGAUUUCACAGUGUCAGGGUCCCUCCAAUGAAAGAGUAGUCACCCAGCAACUCCACCCCAAGGGCCACAGGACGUGCCAUCCACAGGUUCCAUCCCCCCUCUGUUGGAAGGAACAGACCCCAGGGCUGCUCUCGAAGGGAAGAGCAGAACCCCAGGUAAUGACAGCAAAUCGAACCGUUCCCUGAAUUUGAAACGUCAGCGAGACGGACUGUAAGAUUAAACAAAGUGAAAAAUGGGAAGAAAGAAGAUUCAGAUCUCCCGGAUCGUCGACCAGAGGAAUCGACAGGUAACCUUCACCAAGCGGAAGUUCGGCCUGAUGAAGAAAGCCUACGAGCUGAGCGUGCUGUGUGACUGUGAGAUCGCGCUCAUCAUCUUCAACAGCACUAACCGGCUCUUCCAGUACGCCAGCACUGACAUGGACCGCGUCCUGCUCAAGUACACAGAGUACAGCGAGCCUCACGAGAGCCGUACUAACUCUGACAUCCUGGAGACACUAAGGAAGAAGGGUUUGAAUGGCUGUGAGAGCCCAGACCCGGAGAUCGAUGACUCGAUGGAGCCAAGCUUGGAUGUAAACGACAAAUAUAGAAAGUACGAAAUGGUGAAUCACAUGACCAACAGGCAGAGGGUUUGUCCAGGUGCCCUGUCUAACCACGAAGUGUCCAUACUCUCUGCGGCACAGAGCGCCACUGGUUUGGCCUACAGUAACCCAGCUGGGUCCAUCCUAAACCGAGGGCCACUGCCAGUCGUAUCUCGAAACAUUCAUUCAUCAGGGUUGACGUCACAGGUGUCCACAAUCUCCCAUUCAGGUGCUGGUUACCUGAAUGCCCACGUCUCAUCAGGGAUGCUGAGCUCCCCUGGUGACCUCAACAGAAACAUGACGACAAGGUCCCCGACCCCGGUGAACCUUGGCACUGACAGUCGCAGAGGGGAAAUACAUGCCGUCUCAACUGGCUCCCGAAACAUGGCUGCUUCACUGAGAACAAAUACAUCAGCUGUGCAUCCCAGCUCGCCGAUGGUUACCAUGGCAAACCCUGGUUUGACAGGCCAUGGACUGGGAGGUUACUCCCCUGGUGUCACUGGUUACUCGCUUCCUGACAAUGCUUCAGUGUCCGUGUACAACCCGGCGGGGACGGUCCACCAGGACCAAACUUCCAUCUGGCAACUGCGGCAACAUCCUCACCCACACCCGGCCAACCUUCAGCCCUCCUCGCAUCCCCCCCUGGGGGUCAGCAGCCCCUCCCACCUGCCCCACCCAUCCUUCCCGAUGGUCAGCGUCAAGUCGGAGCGAGCCUCGCCCCACAGCGAGGGGGGCGGGGGCGGCGGAAUGUUCCAGCACCUCAGCCCCUGCGAGGACCCCAAGGACUACGCCAAGGGCUUCCCGUGCCCAAUCGUGCUGAGUCGGCCACCCUCGGUGGGCGAGGAUGGUCUCAGCGCCAAGCGUCCGCGCAUCACUGACCGGUGGCAGAGAUGACGCGGUGGCCCUGAUGGACAGACUGACCGGCAGCUCCCGGACCCACGGCUGUCCUGCUCCCCGGUCUCCGGGCAGGAGCCAGCCACCGCUGGUAACCCUUUGACAACCAGGCUGGCCACUGUCCCCGGGGGUGGGGGUUCUCCUUCCUCCGUCCCCAUCACCUUCUCCCACAGCCUCAGCGGGCUGCAGGCCAAGUCUUCAUGGUUCUUCCCCUCCCCCCGUGCCUGCAUUCCUCCAUGGAGCAGGCAAGGUCCUGAGCUCAACUCCUGGUCAGAGGCCGGACAGUACAGGGAGGUGGUUGGUGGGCGAGUGCUUUCCCAGACACUCAGCACCUCCCUCCACCCACCCACCCAGACAGGCAUUCCUCGUGCACACCCGCACCCAUGGCCGGACUUUGGCCCCACCGGAGGCAUCACAUCCGUGCUUCUUGUACCCCCACUGAACGCACUCUCACCCUCUACCAGAGAGCACUGGGUGUGUGGUGCAACUGUGUGUGAAACCCACCUGGGUUGUCAAUAAAACCCAGUGCUGCUGACCCCUGGGGAGUGGGUGAAUCCAGUGCACCACCACUGGGGGUCUGAUAAAAUCCUGCCCCUCCCCCUACCACCAACCCAGCAUCACUGAUACCACCUCAACACUGAUGGGAAUGGAGUCGGGGGAAGAGCCAGAUUUGGGGUCCGUUCCUGCCCUCUCCAGGGGCAGGGGCAUCAAGCAGUGUGGAACACAGCUCCCUCUGGUGUAUCAGCCAGUGGAACCUUGCACUGGGGUCACUGCACCAACCCUCCUUGCACUGGGGUCACUGCACCAACUUGUCCUUACACUGGGGUCACUGCACCAGCUCACCCUACACUGGGGUCACUGCACCGACUUGUCCUUACACUGGGGUCACUGCACCAGCUCACCCAACACUGGGGUCACUGCACCAGCUCACCUUACACUGGGGUCACUGCACCAGCACAGCUGACAGCCACAGGACAGGUGAGGUUCUCACACCUGAUGUGUGAUCGGGGCUGGAGCGGUUGCACACACACAGACCUCUGGAGCACUCCAUGGAGAGGGAGCUCCCAGCCCACAAGGUCACAGCUGGAACGGUGGUCCCUGCACAGAUCUCCCACCAACAUCAACAAAGUGCAAGACUGUCUGGGCAACAAACCAGACUGAUACCCUCAGAUGGGAAGGAGAGGGUUUGGUUGACCAAGUACUGAGCUGUGGUGUGAAUGUUGCAGGCCAGAGACACAUUGCUGUACACACCACACAAUUCAACUGACGGCCCGGAGUUUACAGACAACCCUUGGUUGGUGCAAAUUUCUGCCAGGACUUCCGGUCUCUCGACUGUUGUGCUCGGUUUAAUAUUGGCCUGGUUAACAAAGGGUAUUGUUUUUGGUUAAAUAUUGUUCUGUUUUUUUAAAAGUGAAAGUUGCUUCGCAGUGCGAACGGACUUUGGCAUCACUCUCCUUUUCCUCUUGUACUGUGUGGGACCCAUUUAAAGCUGGGGCUGUGUAGGGCAAAAUGUGCAAGAGCACCAGCACCUUCCUGCCCCGAGGGUGGGGCUGUACAAACAACCUGACCCUCACUGCUCCAGGUAAAUGGGGCAGCUCCUGGUCUACUCCAUCCCCUCCCCUCCACCAGGCCCCAUUCACCUGCCUCUCUCUCUCCUCCACUCCUCUCCACUUCCUUCCCUCCUGAUCACCCGUCCUCCCACUCCUCUUCCCGUCUCCCUCCUCCCCAUCCCAUGACCCAGUGUCUGUCGAACAGAACCUCACGGGAGUGUCACAGGAAGGAGGGGGGUGGGAGCGUCACAGGAAGGUGGGGAGUGUUGUGGGGGCUGUUACAGGAAGGAGGGAGGGGAUUGUCACAGGAGGGAGGAGAGCGUUACAGGAAGGGGGGAGUGUCACAGGAAGGGGGGAGCCUGCUGUUAUGGGAGGAGGAGAUGGCUGUGGGGAAGGAUGAAGUGAAGCAAGCAGACAUCUUUCAGUACAGGAUGACACCAUGUGGUGUGACACAGGCUGAUGGAUGGGUCUGGGAUUGCGCAGAUAUUUGGGGGACAGUACCUGGACUGGGGGGUGGGGGUUGGGGGACAGUACCUGGACUCGGGGUGGGGUGGGGGACAGUACCUGGACUGUGGAGUAGGGGUUGGGGACAGUACCCGGACUGGGGGGUAGGGGUUGGUGGACAGUACCCGGACUGGGGGGUAGGGGUUAGGGGGCAGUCCCAGUCUGGAGGGUGGAGGACAGUACCUGGACUCGGGGUGGGGGGUAGGUUUUGCUCAGUCACAUCAGCAGUAAAAGGUCUAAGGCAGAGAGAGACUCUCAAACCCUCCUUCCCACCUUCCUGAGGUUCGAGCUGACAAUCCCUCGGGAGACUUCCUGUCCAAGAUGCAUUCUUUGUCCAUGUGUAAUCUUGGAAUGUUUGGAGUGUUUCCCGAAGGUUCUGGGGGCUUGGCUUUGGAACACAACUGUUACCUCUCCAGCCGACGCACAUGUAUACCCCUCAGGCCAGUGGAGAGAGUUGGAGGCAGAAUUCUCCAGUGAAAUCACUGUUUGUUUUAUUAAGUUAACUUAAAAAAAACAAAUAAAGUUCUUAUUGCAGA
Molecule: messenger RNA, 5012 nt
Organism: Pristis pectinata (smalltooth sawfish)
Lineage: Eukaryota; Metazoa; Chordata; Chondrichthyes; Rhinopristiformes; Pristidae
Gene: mef2b
Product: myocyte enhancer factor 2b
Exons: 10
Coding region: 1184-2422 (412 amino acids)
Biological process (GO): positive regulation of transcription by RNA polymerase II
Molecular function (GO): protein dimerization activity; RNA polymerase II cis-regulatory region sequence-specific DNA binding; DNA-binding transcription factor activity, RNA polymerase II-specific
Source: RefSeq, a predicted model, not a curated record